CAGUGAAGGGGAGUGAGAGAAAGAGGGGUUAUUUGUGAAGCAAAAAUCUGCAUUGCUAUUGUCAAUCAAAUCGUUGAGGGUUCUGGGUUCUUAAACGGCGGUGUCCGACGGACUCUCUGAGGGUUAUAUGAGACAAAUAUGUAUAUAACCCAAUCCAUGCAAGUACUGACUGGUUUCAGUGGUGAGGUAUAUAUAGACAACUCAGACAGGCUGUGAAUUUUGGUUUCACAUUCAAAGACGGAAACAAUCUGAUGUGUGUGUGUAGAUAGAAUGCUAGCAGCUUUUUCUCUUCACCAAAUUUUGUGGCCACAAAAUUCAAGCUGGGAUGUUCUCCUAGCAUACUGGCAUAAGUCAUGUUCUGAUUGUCUAUUGAGAACAAAAGGGGCUUAUUAGAUUGUUGCAGCGCAAUUUCAUGGCUUUGUAUGUUCUAACUAUGUGUUCUGGAAGUUUGAUUCUGAUGCCUAACCUUGCGUGUCAUUGUUGUUACUUUCCUGUGUAAGCUUUGUUUAGUUUUUGCAGACAACACUAUGUCAGCAACAAUCAUUGCAAUUUCAGCCAUACAGCCAUCUGAAAAUGGGAAGACUAUAGAGGUUCCAGUCUGUCGAAUAUGGAGAGGGAAAAUAUUGAAUCCUACUGAACGAAAUGAAGGUCUACAAUGUGUGUUGGUUGACCGAUAUAUGAAUGCAAUUCAUGCAAUCACAAUAGAAGCAUACUAUGAUUAUGUCAAGGAGAAACUUAUGGUAGGAUGUGUGUACCGGAUAUCAAAAUUUCACUCCAAAAAAUCCCAGGACAAGUACAUCGUCGUGGAACAUAGGGCGCAGUUGUUAUUUAACAACAGGACUCAGUUUAUUCCUCUGCCUGAUAUUCCUCAGCGUUGGUUUUGAUUUGUGGAUUUUGAUAGGCUUCAUAUGCGUGAGAAUAAGGACACAGUUCUGACAGACCUCAUUGGUUUUUUGAAGCUGGUGUAUCCACUGGAAGAAGCAUUUAUCGAUGGGAGGAAAGCACUGAAAUGUUUACUCUACAUACAAGAUGCAAGGAGGCAAGACUUGAAACUCACUUUAUAGGGAACACUUGCAUCUGAAUUUGAAGUUGAUAUGAUAAAAACUUUACCACCUCUAGUUGUAAUGGCCUUCACAAGCACGAAAGUCAGGCGCUUUGAUUACACUAUUGUGAACAGUGGGAUGAGUACAUGUCUGUUCAAUAACCCAGCCAUUCCUGAGAUAGAAGAAUAUAGAGCAAAAGUCUCAUUUUUAUCUGCAAAGCUAAGAUUACAAAGUUCAUGGUUCAACAAGGGUGGUAUUACCUGGCUUGCCCCACCUGCUGCAAGACUCUUAGGUUGGAUCAUAAUUCUGGAAAGCUUUGUUGUUGAAAUCAUGGAGAGCGGUUUGGCAAUCCCAUGUAAGAUACAAAAUGGAACUACUGCUUGAGGAUGAAGAUGAUUCAACAACAGCUACAAUC
Fragaria vesca subsp. vesca is the source of this 1458-nucleotide messenger RNA. RefSeq lists its product as uncharacterized. The record is from RefSeq and is a predicted model, not a curated record. NCBI's taxonomy places the organism in Eukaryota, Viridiplantae, Streptophyta, Magnoliopsida, Rosales, Rosaceae. The transcript has 8 exons. The coding region runs from base 1095 to 1427 and encodes 110 amino acids.